Anopheles marshallii is the source of this 618-nucleotide messenger RNA. RefSeq lists its product as uncharacterized. The coding region runs from base 1 to 618 and encodes 205 amino acids. The record is from RefSeq and is a predicted model, not a curated record. NCBI's taxonomy places the organism in Eukaryota, Metazoa, Arthropoda, Insecta, Diptera, Culicidae. The transcript is spliced from 2 exons.
AUGAAGCUACUCAUUUUAUUUGCCCUUAUCUAUUACGCAUACGGUAGUGAGUCGCCCGGGUUCUUUAUCAAACUUUCCAAAAGUGUGCCUCGCAUUGGAAGGCGUGGCGAUUUGGAGAACUUUUUUCUCAAGCAAUCAAAAAGUGUGCCAAGAAUAGGCCGGCGAGCUGGAGGAUUUCAUAUGGAGGCAUCAACUCCCGACGAGAAUGGUUCGAGUUGGUUCGAGCGGUAUAUCAAGACGUCGAAACGUCCCACGGCAGGGUCUCUUGUUCCGGACGAUGUGGGCAAAUCGUACAAAAAGAUUCGUCCACUCGAUCUCAACCACAUCAUUGACAUCCUGUCGGACGAUUUGUUCUUCGGGUCCGAUCUAAAGUUUAUCUCCUGGGAAGUACUGGAUGAGGCACUCGAAGAAGAUCCGGAAUUGUUGCAGAAGCUUGGCUCGUUGGCCCGCGAUAAGGAGGUACAGCAGCUGAAGAAGAUGCUCGGUGAGCACGGUGAGGAGUUGGUGCAAUACGUUCCACUCGAUCGGAACGAGAUCAAUGCGGCCAGCAGCCGGGCGUACAUGUAUCGGUUGGAUAGAUCGGAUCCGAACAAAGAACGCAUCGAGUAUCAACAGUAA